CUAACCCGUGACCGCCACGUGUCCGUUGCUCUCUUCCUUUAUCUUCUCCAACUCUUUACCUAAUUAGAGCCUCUGUAAUCUCCGGUCGCCCACAACUCUCUCUUUCUCGUUCUUCUCUUGUAAAUAUGUAUUCUGCACAGCUGCGUUUAUAGACACAUGCAAAGAUCCGAACUUUCCAGCUGAGAGUUUCCAGUCGCCGACGGCGGCGAAGAUGAUUCAAUCUCCGUUUAGGAUAAGAAAGAUUUUGAAUUGUGAAUAUUGGGAAAGAGGAAAACAUGAAUUUGGGCGCGGCGGAGGACGAAUCCGAGAAAGAAAUUCAUAUUCCAGCCGAUAUUGAUUGGCAAAUGCUCGAUAAAUCAAAAUUCUUCUUCCUUGGUGCCGCGCUCUUUUCAGGAGUAUCAGCUACUUUAUAUCCUGUGGUGGUUUUGAAAACCAGACAACAAGUUUCCCAAUCUCAGGUUUCCAGUAUCAAGACCGCUUUUGGUAUCAUCAGGUAUGAGGGUUUUAGAGCUUUAUAUCGAGGAUUUGGUACUUCUUUGAUGGGUACAAUUCCUGCUAGAGCACUUUACAUGACGGCGCUUGAGGUUACCAAGAGUAAUGUGGGGACUGCUACAAUUCGAUUGGGGUUUCCAGAGGCAACUGCAGCUGCAAUUGCAAAUGCUGCUGCUGGGUUAAGUGCAGCUAUGGCUGCACAACUUGUUUGGACCCCAGUUGAUGUUGUGAGCCAAAGGCUUAUGGUUCAAGGAGGAAAUGCAUCAUCUUGUAAAUAUGCAAACGGAAUUGAUGCGUUUAGGAAAAUUAUACGAACUGAUGGAGCAAAAGGAUUGUAUAGGGGGUUUGGGAUAUCAAUUUUGACAUAUGCACCAUCUAAUGCAGUUUGGUGGGCUUCAUAUUCUAUUGCUCAAAGGAUGGUUUGGGGUGGUAUUGGGUGUUAUUUUUGUAAGAAAGAUGAGGAUGGGAAUGAUAAUGGGGUUAAUGCUUUGAGACCGGAUUCUAAAACUGUAAUGGCAGUUCAGGGAGUCAGUGCAGCCAUGGCAGGUGGUGUUUCAGCUUUAAUUACAAUGCCACUUGAUACAAUCAAGACUAGAUUGCAAGUUUUGGAUGGUGAAGAAAAUGGGAAGCGUGGACCAACUAUUGGUCAAACUGUCAGAAAUUUGGUUAAGGAAGGCGGUUGGAUGGCUUGUUACAGAGGAUUGGGGCCAAGGUGGGCUUCCAUGUCUAUGUCUGCAACAACAAUGAUCACCACCUAUGAGUUUCUGAAACGGCUAUCAGCAAAGAACCAAGAGGUUUUGCAAGGAUAAAAUUGCAGAAAAAAUAAUGUGAAGAAAGAAAUGGAGGUUUUUUCUUUUGUAUCUCUGUUUAAAAUCUUUCCACUUUCUCUAAAUUUAGUUAUGUUCAUCACCUCCUCGCUUUCUUUUCAUUACCCUGCCUGCCUAAAGGAUAUGCUUAAUGUAAAUGCAUGCAGGUUUUCACUAUAUAAAAAAAGUUUUGUUCUUCCUCUGUUUCUCA
Molecule: messenger RNA, 1509 nt
Organism: Jatropha curcas
Lineage: Eukaryota; Viridiplantae; Streptophyta; Magnoliopsida; Malpighiales; Euphorbiaceae
Source: RefSeq, a predicted model, not a curated record